This is a messenger RNA of Aethina tumida (small hive beetle), 505 nucleotides long. RefSeq lists its product as uncharacterized. Gene Ontology annotation, biological process: regulation of synaptic transmission, cholinergic; positive regulation of voltage-gated potassium channel activity; sleep. Lineage: Eukaryota; Metazoa; Arthropoda; Insecta; Coleoptera; Nitidulidae. The transcript is spliced from 4 exons. The coding region runs from base 16 to 435 and encodes 139 amino acids. The record is from RefSeq and is a predicted model, not a curated record.
GAAAACAAUAUUUAAAUGACUGAAGAUAAGAUGUCUGCCAGACUCCUGCUGUCAAUAGUUUUGUGGUCGCUAGUUUUCACAAGUGCGAUUGCGAUUAAAUGUUUCCAGUGCAAUUCGGCAGUGGAUCCAGGUUGUGCUGAUCUCAAAAAGGAGGACACCAACAGCACAUAUUAUAAGGAAUGUUCGGGAGACUAUAAAUUCUGCAGAAAAAUUCAUUCUUCCAUUUUAGGUGACGAUGACAAACUCGUACGUAUUCACAGACAAUGCGGAUGGAUUUUGACAAAGAACGAUUCCAACUGUAAGACCUCGGACACUGAUUUCAUAUUGAAGAAGAACUGUGUUUGUUGGAGUGAUGGUUGCAACUCAUCUAAUAGGAUUCAAGUUGAUUUUACCGUUGUUUUAUUAAUUAUUGCAGUGUAUAAACUAGUCUGUUGACCUGUUUGUGUCAAUAUUAAUUUUAUUGUUAGUAAAAUGUAAUUUAAUAAAAGAAUUUUAUUUAAUAAAA